UAUCACUCCACAUCCGUAGACCACAUCAGGAGUAUGUCUCUGCAGGCACUAUGGACUUCACCUGCUCUGGCUUUGCUGUCCCUUCUGCUGGUGCUCAAUACAGAGAGAGCACACACUGCCGUGCCCUGUCGGAAUGGGGAGUGUGUCUGUCUUCUCCCAAAGAGCAUCCGACUCUCCAAAUUCAUGAAGAAGGAGGCAGAUGAUCUCCUGAAAACAUACAUGGACAGUCAAGGGGACUUUUCUGAGCUGUUCUGUCAGAUGCCUGUGAAUGGUGUUCCCGAUGCAGAGAUCACAGGCCACGGAACUCUGGAACGUCUUGGAAACAUUUACACCAAACUGGGGCUCUUCCUGAAGCACAUCACCGUGGUGACGGAGGAACAGCAGAACCUGCAGGAUCCAGAGAAUCCGUUAUUCCAAUUGCUCGCAGAUGCAAAAGCACACAUCGGUAACCUGGCCACCAACAUAAAAUACAUCCUGCAAGCCCUCUACCCCAAUGACACCAUCCCAGAGGCAGCUGAAAUACUGCCUCGUGCCCCCUCGCGAAAUGUGUUUCAGCAGAAGAUUCAUGGUUGUGUGGUCCUGUUGAGACACAGGGACUUCCUAUCACAUGUACUGCAAGAACUGAAGGGCUUGUGGGUCAAAGGUCACGCAUGUACAUCCAGGGCAGAGUGACCAUUCUGAGGUUUUGAACUAUGA
This is a messenger RNA of Megalops cyprinoides (Indo-Pacific tarpon), 696 nucleotides long. RefSeq names its product IL-6 subfamily cytokine M17 (gene m17). Gene Ontology annotation, molecular function: cytokine activity; ciliary neurotrophic factor receptor binding. NCBI's taxonomy places the organism in Eukaryota, Metazoa, Chordata, Actinopteri, Elopiformes, Megalopidae. Gene Ontology annotation, biological process: negative regulation of neuron apoptotic process; immune response; ciliary neurotrophic factor-mediated signaling pathway. The record is from RefSeq and is a predicted model, not a curated record. The coding region runs from base 34 to 672 and encodes 212 amino acids. The transcript has 3 exons. Gene Ontology annotation, cellular component: extracellular region.